Molecule: messenger RNA, 288 nt
Organism: Lucilia cuprina (Australian sheep blowfly)
Lineage: Eukaryota; Metazoa; Arthropoda; Insecta; Diptera; Calliphoridae
Product: acanthoscurrin-2-like
Exons: 1
Coding region: 1-288 (95 amino acids)
Source: RefSeq, a predicted model, not a curated record
AUGAAAGUUUUAAUAAUAUUAGCUAUUUGUGUGGCAGUAGCAAGGGCACAAUUUGGAUUCGGCGGAGCUGGAUCUCAAGCACAAGCACAAGCUCAAUCCCAAUCUCAAUCUUUAGGUGGUGGAUUUGGUGGCGGUGGAUUAGGUGGUCGUGGAUUUGGACGUCGUGGAUUUGGAGGUCCUGGAUUUGGAGGUCCUGGAUUUGGAGGCCCUGGUUUUGGUGGAUUUGGUGGCAGUCAAGCCGGCGCCACUGCCGGUGCCAGUGGAUUUGGAUCCGGAUUUGGAAGAUAA